Messenger RNA from Sclerotinia trifoliorum, 2747 nucleotides. The record is from the annotation of a GenBank genome assembly. Lineage: Eukaryota; Fungi; Ascomycota; Leotiomycetes; Helotiales; Sclerotiniaceae.
CCAAUCCCACACUCCCUACGAGUUCCCAGUUCCCACAUAUAUGAAUUAGCGUACGACGCUGCACUGAACUAAAGGUAUCCUAUCGCGGUUCCGCGCUUUUAAGAUUAUCCUUUUACAACUGGGAUCAUCUUCAAGGUUAUUCCUUUUAAACAAAACCAUCAGACGGACUUUUCGCUACCGAAUUCUUUGGAGCUACAUCUCUCAUCAUCAUCUUAUACAUAUUUGAACUGUUUACCUCAUUCAUUAUUCAUAUACCCAUAUAUCCAUAUAUCCAUACACAUUUAUACUUUUACAAACGUGCACUAUCGUCUAUUCAACGACUGUCAGGAUUCGGGAUCCCUAAAAUCUCUAGAAAGGAAGGAAUACUUUAAAGGCUGGGCUGUCAUUAGCUGUCUAAAUAAAAUUAUAUUAAUCAUGAAUACUACAGCAUAUGCUUCACCACCUCGCGAUAUGCAUCCUCGAUCAACCAUGCCAAGUCUUCACGAUACAGCAUUUCGGCCAGGUCCACCUCAGCAAGGAGCUCCAUACUCGAUGCCUCACACAAUGGCAUCUCAACAUUCACAAAUUCCCGCCUACGAACAAUAUAAUAAUUCUCUACCUGCCACUCGUCCUCCUCCUCCGGAACAUUUACCGUCUUCAGAGGUCGUAUCGGCAUAUUCUAUUGGACUUCCAGGUCAGGAACCAUCGCCUCGGUCUAUUACUGUAGAUGGGAGAAAGUAUACGUAUGUUUAGUUUAGAGUUUCCCCUCACCAGGUACUGGGAUGGCAUACUAAACUUUCUUUUUUCUGUCGGGGUAUAACGUUGCUAAUUGCUUUUUUAGAUUGGAAGUCCAGCAACAACCGAAACGGGCUCGAAUGUGUGGCUUUGGAGACAAGGUAAGAACAGAAGAAAUUAAUGGGAAUAUAUCCUUCUCAUGUGGUUUUAUGUUUGAUUAUAACUGACCCUAUGUAGGAUCGUCGGCCUAUUACUCCUCCUCCGUGUGUUAAACUCAGUAUAACGGAAAUCGCAACUGGAAAAGAGGUGGACGUCAAGUGAGUUAUAUAUCACAAACCUGUAUAUCCAUUCUAAAUUCUUAAUAGCAACAUCGAACAUGGAAUGUUUGUGCUGAAUGUGGACUUAUGGUCAGCGGAUGGCGAUCGACCAGUCAACCUUGUUCGACACUCACAAACUUCUCCUUCGAUUUCAGCCACAGUUCCAGUUUCUUAUACACAACUACAAGGGGGUGCGACUGCGUACUCGAACCUACUUCCCGGACAAAGUCAACGAGAACCCACCAGCCCACAAUAUGGCAAUGCGCCACCUUAUCAGGGAGCUGGAUUUAAUCCAUUUCCAGGGCCACCACAGGUGAGCGCAUACUCACAACAGCAACCUGGACAACAAGCAGGUUAUGGUGGAAAUCCCAAUUAUCCACCUCCAAAUGGAUAUCAAGUACCACCUCAACAGUCCAACUAUUAUUACCCUCAACGUAUGGACCCAUAUCCGUAUACUUCUAUUCUUAAACUUCUUAUUAAGUUUGAAUACUACAAAUGGAAAAGUGUGUACUAAUCAGCUGCUUAUAGCUUCUCAAUCGGUUCCCAGCCACAAUAACCAAGAUCCUUACCCGUCUCGUCCUUAUACGCCACAAGAUAUGGCAAUGCGCAUGCCCAUAAGCCAAACAAAUCCUCCACAAGGCAUGUUCACACGAAAUCUUAUUGGAAGUUUAUCAGCUUCCGCAUUCCGUCUCACAGACCCGGAUGACCGAAUCGGGAUCUGGUUUGUGCUUCAAGACCUUUCCGUCCGAACCGAGGGUGAUUUCCGGUAAGCCAUUAAUCUAAAUCACCCCCUUACUAAGUCUUCUAUUAAUACCAAAAACAGCCUUCGCUUUUCAUUCGUUAAUGUCGGUGUACCGUCGGCACCGCAGAAUAAUCCUAACUCUUCGUGUUCCGUAAACACUGGAAAGGCCCCUGUUCUCGCUUCGUGUUUCUCAGAAGUCUUCAAAGUUUACUCGGCGAAGAAAUUCCCUGGAGUGGUAGAAAGUACACCAUUAAGUAAAUGUUUUGCUACACAAGGUAUGAAAAUCUCAUGUCUCACUUUCUAGCAGGUUAAGGAAUUGAUUCUAAUUACGUCGAAUAGGUAUUAAGAUUCCAAUCCGAAAGGAUGGAAAAGACGGACCAGGAAAAGGAGGAAAGGACGGUAGCCGAGGUGAUGAUGACGACGACUAUUAAGCGGAUUAUACUUUUUAUUUGAUGCUUCCUAAACGGCCCUCCCUUUGGACACUGCUCGCAUAUACAUCCAUUUUCUAGAGCCCUUGGACGUGUCGUGCAUGCACUGCUCACCCCCCUACUUUAAACUUUUAUCAGAAGCUCCAUUUGUUCGAGUUAAAAAAUUCAGAUUCCCCAGCAGCGAGUAUUUGUUCUCCAUCUAAUUCGUAACCAAAAAAAAUUAAGGCGAGACCAGAAGAGAAAAAAAGAAAGGAUAAAAAGAUUAUUACUAUCUAUCAGGCGUUACGUUUGUGCGAGACUGAGACGUGCACGACAUACUUUGUACGUUUUCUUCGUUUGGCUGCAAUUGCGGUCGCGUGCUGCGUUUGUCUGUUUGAGUUGAGUAAUUUGGACUUAUUGGAUAUAUUGGAUACAUGAGAGAGGGGUGGGAGGGAAUAUGGAGUGAGUGGUUAUAUAGGCGAGAAUUUUUUUCUUUUUUUGAAUCUUGGAUCCCGGAUAUUAGUUUAUUUGGCGGGCGUCGGGGGAAGGGUUGGAUUAAAGAAUGGG